CGGAAGGAAAGAAAAGCAAGGUGCUGCGUAAUGCAAGCCGCUAGUUCGGUAGCAUUUGCGCAUGCGCCGUAGGGGAGGAAAAAAACCCACUUUAAUUCGGGUUUCGGUGUUCGGGCCUGCUGUGUGGGGAAGCCGCGAUGCCGGAUUAUUUGGGGACCGAUCAGCGCAAAACCAAAGAGGAGGAGAAGGAGGAUAAGCCUAUCCGUGCUUUGGAUGAAGGUGACAUUGCCCUGUUGAAAACUUACGGCCAGAGCACAUACUCGAGGCAAAUCAAACAAGUAGAAGAUGACAUUCAACAGUUGCUUAAGAAAAUUAAUGAACUCACAGGGAUUAAAGAAUCAGACACUGGCCUGGCACCACCCGCCCUUUGGGAUUUAGCAGCUGAUAAGCAAACUCUUCAGAGUGAGCAGCCACUGCAGGUGGCCAGGUGUACAAAGAUUAUCAAUGCGGAUUCCGAGGACCCCAAGUAUAUUAUCAAUGUCAAGCAAUUUGCCAAAUUCGUGGUGGACCUCAGUGACCAAGUGGCACCUACUGACAUCGAAGAAGGAAUGAGAGUCGGUGUGGACAGAAACAAAUAUCAGAUCCAUAUCCCCUUGCCUCCAAAGAUUGACCCAACAGUCACUAUGAUGCAGGUGGAGGAAAAGCCCGAUGUCACGUACAGCGACGUGGGAGGCUGCAAAGAGCAGAUUGAGAAGCUGAGGGAGGUGGUGGAAACCCCUUUGCUCCAUCCGGAACGAUUUGUCAAUCUCGGGAUCGAGCCCCCCAAAGGAGUCCUCCUCUUUGGCCCCCCUGGGACAGGCAAAACUCUCUGCGCCCGAGCCGUGGCGAACAGGACGGACGCUUGCUUCAUCCGCGUGAUCGGGUCCGAGCUGGUGCAGAAAUACGUGGGAGAGGGGGCCCGGAUGGUCCGGGAGCUGUUUGAAAUGGCGAGGACGAAAAAGGCCUGCCUCAUUUUCUUCGACGAGAUAGAUGCCAUCGGAGGUGCCCGCUUCGACGACGGGGCCGGCGGAGACAACGAAGUCCAGCGCACCAUGCUGGAAUUGAUCAACCAACUGGAUGGCUUUGACCCGCGAGGGAACAUCAAAGUCUUGAUGGCCACCAACAGGCCUGAUACUCUGGAUCCUGCCUUAAUGAGGCCUGGAAGAUUGGAUCGGAAGAUUGAAUUUAGCCUUCCGGAUCUAGAGGGAAGAACUCACAUAUUCAAAAUCCACGCCCGUUCCAUGAGCGUUGAAAGAGACAUAAGGUUCGAGUUGCUGGCUCGGCUGUGUCCUAAUAGCACUGGUGCCGAAAUCCGCAGCGUCUGCACGGAGGCGGGUAUGUUUGCUAUCCGGGCGCGGCGAAAAAUCGCCACCGAGAAGGACUUCCUGGAUGCUGUGAACAAAGUCAUCAAGUCAUACGCCAAGUUCAGUGCUACCCCUCGGUACAUGACCUACAACUAAUCUCGGAUCUGUCAGAGAGCCCUCAAGAAGAAGCUUGUUUCUGCAAAGUGCCGUAUUGUAGCCGGAUCGAGUAGAAGUAAAAAAGAGAACAUUCCAACUUACACAGUGGUCGUUCUUGAAAGUGUAACCGUUUAGCUUUAUUGUGAGUCUCAAAUAAAGGUUGUGAAAGCCAACUCAA
This is a messenger RNA of Crotalus tigris (Tiger rattlesnake), 1617 nucleotides long. It is a transcript of the gene PSMC2, whose product is annotated as proteasome 26S subunit, ATPase 2. Bases 138 to 1439 code for a protein of 433 amino acids. Gene Ontology annotation, biological process: proteasome-mediated ubiquitin-dependent protein catabolic process. Gene Ontology annotation, cellular component: proteasome regulatory particle, base subcomplex. The transcript has 12 exons. Lineage: Eukaryota; Metazoa; Chordata; Lepidosauria; Squamata; Viperidae. The record is from RefSeq and is a predicted model, not a curated record. Gene Ontology annotation, molecular function: ATP binding; proteasome-activating activity; ATP hydrolysis activity.